AUGUCAUCCAACAAUAAUACUAGCAUUACAUUAGCAAUCCUUCAACUUCAAAGUGGUUUUUAUUAUUCAAGUCUUAUUUUAGGAUUUAUUCUAUUGAUCGGUGGUGUAUUAGGAAAUAUUCUUAAUAUAAUCAUCUUCAUUAAAUUUGGAAAUUACAAGAACAAUGCAUGUUCUCUUUACAUGUUUGUUCGUACUUUUCUUGAUCUCAACAUGCUUCUUGCUGGUUUAGCUACUCGAAUUCUUGCUACAGGCUUUCAAACGGAUUUUACUUUGAUGAAUAGAAUUUGGUGUAAAACUCGCUUAGGCUUCACCGAUAUUAAUGGUAUAACUACAUAUACUUUGAUUUGCUUACAAGCUAUUGAUGCUUUCAUUUGUUCUUCUCCAUCGGUUGGUGUACGACAAAAGAGCAAUAUUCGAAUAGCACGAUAUUUAAUAAUUGGCACUCUUUGCUUUUGCUUUAUUCAUGAAAUACCCUAUUUCAUCUUUCAAGAUCUUGUUAACGUAGGAGGCACUCCCAUGUGCAUCACAACAAAUACAAUUUAUGCUCAGUAUCGCAGCUAUGUUGUUUCUCUUGGUAUUAUCACAACUAUUCCAAUCACAGUGAUCUCUACUUUUGGCUUUCUCACUGUCCAACAUAUGAAAACUAUCGCUGUAACGAGAACACUUUCUUCUCUAACAAGACAAACAAUUAGCAUGGCAUUAUUUCAAAUAGUUGCUUUAUUAGUAUUCAAUAGUCCAUUUGCAACUUGGCAAAUUUACUCAAUUAUUACAGCAAAUGUAGUUAAAGAUACUUAUAGACGAGUAGUGGAACAGUUAAUUACUUCAUUUAUUGCUACUUAUGCUUAUGGGCCAUAUGCAGUAAAUUAA
Messenger RNA from Adineta steineri, 867 nucleotides. The record is from the annotation of a GenBank genome assembly. Lineage: Eukaryota; Metazoa; Rotifera; Eurotatoria; Adinetida; Adinetidae.